AUGACAGAUUCGGCUUGUUUGCUUUUCGGCUACAAUUGGGGUAACUUGUUUUGAAAGUUAUUUACUACCCAAUCGAAUUUCUAUGAACUGAAAUAAGAUUUAAAUUUUCAUAAAUUUUGGGCCUUCUUUUUCAGUAGACGGUUGGUUGGUCUUCUUUCUGGGAUUCACCUCGGCGGCGGUGCUCUGUUCCUGCAUUUUUUCUGCCGUUUUUCUGUUUUCAAGAUUUUUCGAGACUAAGAACUACAGCUUCCGCAUUCGAGUGAUUUUUUUUUUAUCGUGAAAAGAUUUUAACAGUAGCCAGAAUUUGCAGGGUGAAGUUGCGUUGCCACCGGCGGUCAUCGGAAAGGACCCCUGA
This is a messenger RNA of Caenorhabditis auriculariae, 355 nucleotides long. The record is from the annotation of a GenBank genome assembly. Lineage: Eukaryota; Metazoa; Nematoda; Chromadorea; Rhabditida; Rhabditidae.